GCAAGUGUCCGGUGCCCUCCCGCGCUAUGGCUCUGCGCCUCUCCGGGCGCGCGCCUGCUUGAGCCCCGCGCCCUCCGCAGCCCGCAGUCCCCGAGUCCCCGCGUCGACGUCCUCACCAUGCACGCGCGCGCCCUGCUCGUGGCCGCGCUGCUAGCGCUAGUGUGGGGCCGGGAUCCCCCGGCGACGCCUUGCCCCGCGCGCUGCGACGUGUCGCGCUGCCCGAGCCCGCGCUGCCCCAGCGGCUACGUGCCCGACGCCUGUAGCUGCUGCCUGGUGUGCGCCGCCGGCGAGGGCGAGCCCUGCGGCCACACGCAGGACGCACCGUGCGGGGAGAGCUUGGAGUGCACGCGUGGCGUGUGCCGCUGCCGCUGGGCCAACCCAGUGUGUGGCACGGACGGCCGCACCCACGCCAGCGUAUGUGCCCUGCAGGCCGCCAGCCGCCGAGCGCUGCAGCUGUCGGGGACGCCGGUGCGCGUGCUGCAGAAAGGCGCCUGCCCUUCGGGUCUCCACCAGGUGAGCAGCCCACGGUACAAGUUCAACUUUAUCGCUGACGUGGUGGAGAAGAUUGCACCUGCAGUGGUCCACAUCGAGCUCUUCCUCAGACACCCCCUGUUUGGCCGCAACGUUCCCCAGACUAGCGGCUCUGGCUUCAUCAUGUCGGAGGCCGGCUUGAUCGUCACCAACGCGCAUGUGGUGUCCAGCAACAAGGCCGUCUCGGGUCGGCAGCAGCUCAAGGUGCAGCUGCAGAACGGCGACUCCUACGAGGCCACCAUCAAACACAUCGACAAGAAGUCGGACAUCGCCACCAUCCAGAUCCACCCCAAGAAGAAGCUCCCGGUGCUGCUGCUCGGCAACUCAGCAGACCUGCGGCCCGGCGAGUUCGUGGUGGCCAUCGGCAGCCCCUUCGCCCUGCAGAACACGGUCACCACGGGAAUCAUCAGCAGUGCCCAGCGGGACGGGAAGCAGCUGGGCCUUCGGGACUCGGACAUGGAUUACAUCCAGACAGAUGCCAUCAUCAAUUACGGGAACUCUGGAGGACCCCUGGUGAACCUGGACGGUGAGGUUAUCGGCAUCAACACCCUCAAGGUCACAGCCGGCAUCUCCUUCGCCAUCCCCUCAGACCGCAUCACACGCUUCCUGUCUGAGUUCCAGGACAAGCACAUCAAAGACUGGAAGAAGCGCUUCAUUGGCAUCCGCAUGCGGACCAUCACGCCCAGCCUGGUGGAAGAGCUGAAGGCCAGCAACCCAGACUUCCCGGCGGUCAGCAGUGGCAUUUAUGUGCAGGAGGUCUUCCCCAACUCGCCUUCACAGCGAGGCGGCAUCCAAGAUGGCGACAUCAUUGUCAAGGUCAACGGGCGCCCCCUGGCGGACUCAAGUGAGCUUCAGGAGGCCGUCCUGACAGAGUCCCCGCUGCUGCUGGAGGUGCGGCGGGGCAACGACGACCUCCUCUUCAGCAUCGCGCCUGAGGUGGUCCUGUGAGGCACCGCCUCCCCCAGCGCCAGGCGCCAGAGCCAGAGCCACAGGAGGCAGAUGGAGUGACACCUCCCCAGGGUCAGGACAAAGGGCCGCUGGUUCUCAUGGGGCCAGCAGCCUCCUCCCUGUGUCCAGGAGCCGAGCCCAAGACAGAGUCUGCAUCUCAGCUUCACUCCCGAGUCCCAACCCAGCGAAGGAAGCCUGAUGGCCCCAAGCACAGGUGCUCCAAAGGGUCUCAGGGACCUAAAAGACUCGUGUGGGUCCCUGGAGCCCACCCUGUCUCAGCGCCCUGUUCUGGCCUGGCCUCUGCUGCAGCUCCUGGCUCCCCACAAACAUCAUUGCUCUGAGCCCGUGCUGGCUUCUCCCAGCAGUUGCAAGUGGCAGGUGGACCCACACUGCAUAUGACAGGGGCUGCCCGCCCCGCCACAGCGUCCCUGAGGGCAGGCCGUGGCUGGCCCCUGGAGGAGUCCAAUCUGACAGCUUGGCCUGGUGCAAGGGCCCAGUGAAUGUCCUCACUGCAGAGCCAUGCCCUGCACCGGCCUUGAGGUGCACCCUCCAGGGGACAGGAAGUGACGGGUGCAUGCCCUGGACCUGGAGGAGCCCUCUUCUGAGGUGACCAUGGGACGGCAGGACUGAGCCGGUCCCGCCUCCCACACAGCCCAGGGUGCAGCCAGUGGGCUCUCCCGAGGACCUGGCGAGCUACUCGAGGUGUACUCGUGAGUUUUGCUGUCCUGGUUCCCCGUGGCUGUACUGUAUGUUUUUCUACUGUAUGGAAUUAAAGUUUACAAGCGCAUGGUGCGCGGCGCUGGG
This is a messenger RNA of Octodon degus (degu), 2283 nucleotides long. RefSeq names its product HtrA serine peptidase 3 (gene Htra3). Gene Ontology annotation, biological process: proteolysis. Lineage: Eukaryota; Metazoa; Chordata; Mammalia; Rodentia; Octodontidae. Gene Ontology annotation, molecular function: protein binding; serine-type endopeptidase activity. The coding region runs from base 118 to 1479 and encodes 453 amino acids. The transcript is spliced from 9 exons. The record is from RefSeq and is a predicted model, not a curated record. Gene Ontology annotation, cellular component: extracellular region.